This is a messenger RNA of Acanthopagrus latus (yellowfin seabream), 1243 nucleotides long. RefSeq lists its product as uncharacterized. The record is from RefSeq and is a predicted model, not a curated record. The transcript is spliced from 4 exons. NCBI's taxonomy places the organism in Eukaryota, Metazoa, Chordata, Actinopteri, Spariformes, Sparidae. Bases 488 to 1060 code for a protein of 190 amino acids.
GUGAGGAGACCACAGCACGUUUGUCGAGAAACUCGAUCCUGCAGCAGAGUGACAUUACAGCCUCGCACACAUAUACCUGUCUGCUCUCUAAAGAGGAGGAGGGACAGCAACAGAGUUCAUGAUGAGAUUAUCUUAAAGACGAAGAGGGCGUGCAACACAUCUGGCAGCAGCUGGAUGUCAGAGUGUGUGGUGGGCGUGUUGUUGGGGGUGUAAAGAGCUUUGUAAAAAGUGGCUCAGCACUGGACCUGCCACUCUCCUUCUAAUUGUGUUAUAGCCGCAAGCAGAGGGUGGAGAGAGCAUCAGGAAAAAAAACCAAAAAAAAAACAAGAGAGAGACCAGAAGGAAAAGUAGAAAAGAGCAGGGGCAGUGACAGAGCGGAGAGAAGAGAGCAGCAGAGGCAUCUGGUGUUCUAACUCCAGAUCGGAGAAGGACUUCCUGCGGAGCAUCAUCAUCAUUUGUAGUCAAGGGAGUGUCCCGUCUGCUCGUCAUGGCCCUUCCCUCCCUGUUGAUGCUGCUGAUGGCCGUUGCCAUGGUGACUGGGGCCCGCUCAGCCAGCGAGGAGAAUGAACUGGAUUAUGGGUACUGGAACUACAGAGAGGGAGCUGACAGUGUGAACGUGGCCUCAGUGCGCAGUGUGACCAGAGUUUUAGACGCCUGGGGGAAACGCAUCUUCAAUGAGAUCAAGACUUUACUGCACUCUCAGCCCAGCACGCUGCUGCCCGACUACUCCAGGGUGCGCCCUCUCUCCGAGUCCGUCAACGACCUGUUCAGAGAAGUCUCUCUACUGCGCAGGCGCAUCACCGAGCUCUCCCAUCGCCUAGCAACGCUGGAACCGUUCCUACGUCACCACGGCUACUGGCAGGGGGAAGGAGAGGAGGGGGCGGGGCCCGGCUCGGCUCUGAGCCUGAGGGGAGAGGUGGCCAGCCUGGCCCGGUACCGGCCCACCACCACCAACACCGCAGGCAGGCCCGGUCCAGCGAGGGGGAGCCGGGUGGUGAGGAGGAGACGGGUGAGGGUCCUGCAGAACGGACAGAGGCUGGUACAGAGUGAGACUCAUUAAAGACAAAGAAGUUAUAUUACAGACGAGUAUAUCUGGUAUAGCUGUAGAAAGAAAUGCAUUUUUAUAAAACUGUAGAUUUCAUGUAAAAUAACAAAUAUAUAAGAAACUGCUCGACCUGUGAGUGAUGGUGAAGGUUUACCAUUCAGCAGCUCAUAUCUUUAAUAAACUCUCGUUUUAUCACUU